GGGGCGUGGCCUAGACAGGGGAGCUUGAUUCUUUGAGCAAACUUUUCAGCAGGACCGCUUGCUUCCUCUCGCUCUGCGCUGACGGAUCCCGGACAAAAAAACAAAAAAAAGGAGGUUCUCCAUUUUCAGCUUGAAGCCGAGGUCCCGAUCGAGCCGCCAUCAUGUCUAGCAAACGUGCCAAGGGAAAGACCACCAAGAAACGGCCACAGAGGGCCACCUCCAAUGUCUUCGCCAUGUUUGACCAGUCCCAGAUCCAGGAAUUCAAAGAGGCGUUCAACAUGAUCGACCAGAACCGGGAUGGCUUCAUCGACAAGGAGGAUCUGCAUGACAUGCUGGCUUCUUUGGGUAAGAACCCAUCUGAUGAAUACCUGGAGGGAAUGAUGAACGAGGCUCCGGGGCCCAUUAACUUCACCAUGUUCCUCACAAUGUUUGGAGAGAGGCUCAACGGGACAGACCCCGAGGAUGUCAUUCGUAAUGCCUUCGCCUGCUUUGACGAGGAGGGAUCUGGGUUUAUCCACGAGGACCACCUGAGAGAGCUGCUGACCACCAUGGGCGAUCGCUUCACAGACGAAGAGGUGGACGAGCUGUUCCGCGAGGCGCCGAUUGACAAGAAGGGCAACUUCAACUACGCAGAGUUCACUCGCAUCCUCAAACACGGCGCAAAGGACAAGGACGACGAGUAGAGGCGGAGGAAAAAAUGUCUGCUUCCGGCUCCCGCUUACCUGCUGCGCCACAGAUUUUUUUCCGCCGGCCCCCUCCCUUUUACCUUGUAUAGUAAAUACAAUGUGAAUCGCUACAGUUGUGUUCAAAAUAAUGGCAGUCCCACAUCACUAGCUAGGUAUAUCGCCGUUUUUUUUUUUUUUUGUUAGAAUUUAUUUCUACUUCUACACUACAAGCAAGUUUCCAGAAGGUCCCAACAGGAAUGACGUGCAUGCUGCUGAUUCUGUGAAACUGAAAGGGGCGUGUUAAAAAAAAAAAUGCCAGGGCCGAGUUCAAUUAGUGGGAUCAUUGAUUAUGUGAAAAAAAAAGGUGUUAAACAGGUGGUCCUUAUUUAAGGAUCAAGGCAACUGACACUGCAUAAGCUGGUUGUGCAUUUGUCCUUGAAAAACAGAGUAAAAUGGGUCGUAGAAGACACUGUUCAAAAGAAGUGUUCUUUGAUUAAGAAAUUAAUAAAAGAGGGGGAAACUUGUAAGUUGUACAGCACAUGGAACGUAGUACAAUUGUCCUGAGCUGCAAAACCUGUUGACUGCUCCCAGAAGUUGGUCGGCUCUAUCUACCACAAAUGUGAAGCGGUUAUCUGAAACCGUGGUUAUGCAUCUAAAUAUUAGUUUAUGAUUCUAAGGAAAGUUGAAUCUUCCAACAUUUCUUAGUUUAUACAGUACAUAUUUGAGUUUGUAAAGAAAGAUGUCAACACUGCUAUUUUUUUUAACAUAGUUCUUGACUUUCUGUAAAAUAUGAUCACGUUCAAUUACUUUUUUCCCAACUGUCUCGUUUUGAAAUAGAAUGUGCAGCGUUCCCAAUGUAUUUGUGUUAGUUAAAAUACAAUUUAUAUGAAGGAUAUUGAGCUUUACUUACCCUUUUAAACCCACUGCUAUUACUAUGAACACAACUGUAUAUAAAAGUCUUUAAAUUGUAACAAAAGUAUUUUCGUGUACAUUUGAAGGUAAACAUGCUAGUCAAGCAUUGAAUCUUGAGACCAAAAGACCCGGUUCUACAAUACCCUCCUUGCGGCUCCACCCAAAUUUGCCUCACUUUGGUAAUUUUUAGGCAACCUAUUUAGACCUUCUGGGUGCAUUACUGGAUAAAUACUGUUUGAACUUCUGGCUUCAGGGCUGCACACAGUACCAGCAUGGUUUAACCCCAUCCUGCCUGUUUGCUACUGCACUGCCACGUGUCCCUUUUCUCUGUUGUCUUUGUACGGUUGCAAAAACAGAAGCAACUCGUUCUGUGUUUGUUGUUGACAAUCAAGAGGCGAGGAUCUCCUCCCCGGUGAAACGGUUUGUUGAAGCGUCGAGGCUGAUGCUUUGCUCCAUCAGCUUGCGGCACUGGUUGAGGGAUCAGGUGCGUCUGCUGUAGAAGGAACUCAGUCAUGAACCCGCUCAGGCUAAUAAAGUACACUACAGCUCCUGUAGUAAAAAGACUGCGUCUGCACCAAAUCAAUGAAUGUGUUUCACUCA
Messenger RNA from Fundulus heteroclitus (mummichog), 2177 nucleotides. RefSeq names its product myosin, light chain 9b, regulatory (gene myl9b). Gene Ontology annotation, cellular component: stress fiber; myofibril; cytoplasm. The transcript has 4 exons. The record is from RefSeq and is a predicted model, not a curated record. Gene Ontology annotation, biological process: platelet aggregation; myofibril assembly. Gene Ontology annotation, molecular function: calcium ion binding. Lineage: Eukaryota; Metazoa; Chordata; Actinopteri; Cyprinodontiformes; Fundulidae. Bases 162 to 683 code for a protein of 173 amino acids.